AUGGCGGAAGCUGCCAAAGGAGCCAAGGGCAAGGGCAAAACAAGCAGCAGUGGCUAUGGCGACGAGCUUCAGCAUGACCAAGGGAGGCACGAGGCCUUCGGUGACCUCUUGACUGCGCAACUUUGCCAGGCAAUCAACGGCGGUGCGACCGCACAGGCUGAGGAUCUCUUCAGUCGUUUGGACAUCGAGCUGCGUCGACAGGACUCGGCUCGCCUGCAGAGCUAUGUGUCCGAGCAGGAGGCAGCUGCUGUGGCCGCCUUGCCUGAUGGCUCUGACAGCUCUGGGGACGAAUGCAAGGAAUGCAAGACAAAGCCAUCUUGA
Molecule: messenger RNA, 321 nt
Organism: Symbiodinium natans
Lineage: Eukaryota; Dinophyceae; Suessiales; Symbiodiniaceae
Source: the annotation of a GenBank genome assembly